ACAGCUGCGCCACCACUCCAGCGAAGGCGGCCACUCGACUGCGGUAACCCUAUUGGCCCAUCCAGGGAACGCGAGACUACCCGAGAACGAUUAUAGCCAAUCGGAAGGCGGCGCGCUCGCGCGCCCCCCCACGCAGUGUUGGCGGUACGCGUGCGGAGCUUCUGAGGAGUAGACCAAGUGGAGUAUGCAAGCACUGGGUUCUUCUACCAAGAGAUAGUAGGGACCGUUUGCGUCAGCCUCCUGUUUAGAAAUCAUGUUAGGUAGAUCUAGACGUUUGAAAUUCGCUCUUCUCCCUCCCCUGGCUUAGGGUAGGUGGGACAGUUAUCACUGAGGUGAAGUACUUCCCGGCCAGGGUCCACCCGGGCCCUGGGGUCUCGGUGGCUUGGAGUCGGAGAAAAGCCCGAUCGGCGUGGAAGCCCGCCUCGCCAACGAGCGGGCAGAGCGCAGCCCUCUAAUCUGGCACGCUCGGAACUCCCCGUGGUGGGCGGCAUGGAAAACGCAGUGGAGUCGGCGUAGGUGAAGCACAGCAGUGGGUUCCCCGACGGCACCUUCGGCGGAGGCUGCACGAGGACGGUAACACCGCCGAGCCUUCGGCCGGGUGAGUGGUAGCCGGACUCCAGCACUUGCAGCCUCCCUUCUUCUUUCACCAACGUGCGGUCCCAGGCUGGGGAAGGGACCGCGCGCGGGUGCACUGAGUUCUUAACCCCAUUUUAGUUUCUGUCUCUCGGUGCACACCGUAAUGAAAGGUGAUUCCUAAGCAGCUGGAAACAGGCUGUAAAAGAGGCUGCGAGAAAUGGACUGCAGUAUAAAAUCCAGAAGCAGAACUGGAAGGUUAAACCACUGACCCAUUUCACAGAAUGUUUUACGCAUUUGUGGAUCAAAAGAUGGAGUUGUUUUCUUUUUUAAAAAAGAUAUUGUCAAUGAUCUGAUACGACUGUAAAUACUCACUCGAUGAAGAUGCACGGACUUGUCACUAUGUUCGACUAUUUGUCUUUUCUGAAAAUUUCUUCAACCACAAUUUCUAUUUGAAAAUUCAAGUAUCAAAGAAUAUUCGAUUUAGAAUUGUGUAGUUAUGCAUUUUGUCCAAGAACUACAAAUUUCAUAGAGACCACCUUUGGAUUCCAGUUACAUUCUCCAGUCAAAGUGAUUCAUAUCAUUCAUCCUUUGAUAAAGUUAAUUUUGAAGUGUUUUAUACUUUACAAAGGACGUCAAAAGAUGGGAGAGAAAAAUGGUGAUGCAAAAACUUUCUGGAUGGAGCUGGAAGAUGAUGGAAAAGUGGACUUUAUAUUUGAACAAGUGCAAAAUGUGUUGCAGUCACUGAAGCAAAAGAUCAAAGAUGGGUCUGCCACAAAUAAAGAAUACAUCCAAGCAAUGAUUCUGGUGAAUCAAGCAAGUGUAAAUAACAAUUCAGCACUAAUAAAGGAUGAUAUACCUGUGACUCCGAAUGAACAGGAAAACAAAUCAAGUUCGUUGCCCUCUACAUCAUAUGAAAACUCCUUUCCAGAAGACUCCACAUUCCAAUCCACAGAAAAUAAGGAAAUUCUUCCUUUGGAAAAUGAAGUUGCAGACUUAAGAGAAAAAGAGUCACCUUUGAGUUUAUCUUACCAAAAUCAUGACUGCUCUGGUGCCUGUCUGAUAAAAAUGCCACUGACGUUCAAGGGAGAAAACCCUCUGCAGCUACCAAUGAAAUACCACUUCCAAAGACAGCAUGCGAAGACAAACUCCCAUUCUUCAGCACUCCAUGUGAGUUAUAAAACCCCUUGUGGAAGGAGUCUACGAAACGUGGAGGAAGUUUUUCGUUACCUGCUUGAGACAGAGUGUAACUUUUUAUUUACAGAUAACUUUUCUUUCAAUACUUAUGUUCAGUUGACUCGGAAUUACCCAAAGCAAGAAGAGAUUGUUUCUGAUGUGGAUAUUAGCAGUGGAGUGGAAUCGGUGCCCAUUUCUUUCUGUAAUGAAAUUGACAAUAGAAAGCUUCCACAUUUUAAGUACAGAAAGACUAUGUGGCCACGAGCAUAUUAUCUAAACAACUUUUCCAACGUGUUUACUGAUUCAUGUGACUGUUCUGAGGGCUGCAUAGACAUAACAAAAUGUGCAUGUCUUCAACUGACAGCAAGGAAUGCUAAGACUUGUCCCUUGUCAAGUAAUGCCAUAACCACUGGAUAUAAAUAUAAAAGACUGCAGAGACAAAUACCUACUGGCAUUUAUGAAUGCAGCCUGUUGUGCAAGUGUAAUCGACAGAUAUGUCAGAACCGGGUUGUCCAGCAUGGUCCGAAAGUGAGGCUGCAGGUGUUCAAAACUGAGAAGAAGGGGUGGGGGGUACGCUGCCUGGAUGACAUUGACAGAGGGACAUUUAUUUGCAUUUAUUCAGGAAGAUUACUAAGCAGAGCUAACACUGAGAGACCUGAUGCUAUUGAUGAAAAUGGGAAAGAAGAGGAUUCUAUGAAAAAUACGCUUUCAAAAAAGAGGAAAAUGGAUGUAGCGUGUUCAGAUUGUGAGGUUGAAGUUAUCCCGUUAGAACUGGAAACACAUCCUAGAAGGGCUGAAACUGAGGAAUGUCCAUCGAAGUUGAGUAAUGAAUCCAAAGAGCCCACUGCGGAAAUGGAGUGUAACAAUAUUUCAAGAAUUCAAUAUCAUUCAGUCAUUAGAAGUCCUAAAACCAAGACAGCCAUUUUUCAACACAAUGGAAAAAAGCUGGGAUUUGCUUCCCCAGAGUCUGUCACCUCAGAAGAUGAUAAUGGGUGUGAAUCAGCCCUCGUACAUCUGAACUCUGAAGCCAAUGAAGCGAAAAAGGACUCAAUCUCAGACCAAGUUGAAAAUUCUGACGACAGUCUGCUGAUUGAAUCAGAUGUGAUAGAUAUAACUAAAUGUAAAGAAACCCCACCAGAGGGCAGGUGUAACCAAGCAACCACGUUGGAUAAUCAGAGGAUAAUAAGGGAGUUGGAGGGUCAGACACAAAAUCCCCAAGAGGAAAAAUCUCCAGAAUCUCAAAAUCAGCAGGUCUUUUGUGGUGAAGAGUUGCCAAGUGAAACCAAAUAUACUUCGUCCAAUGAUCUAAGGAAGUUCAAUAAAGGGAGUGUAUUUUUACUGGAUGCCACAAAAGAAGGAAAUGUGGGCCGCUUCCUUAACUUGUUGCCCGAAUCUCCUGGUGCAGAAUGUCUUUGUAGAAACACACGACAGGAAUUUUCCAUUGGUGGCAUUCUUCACCAACAGGUAUGUGAAAGCAAGAACAGAACUAACAUGGGAUUAUGGUUAUGAAGCUGGGAGUAUGCCUGAGAAAGAAAUCCUCUGCCAAUGUGGGGCUAAUAAGUGUAGAAAAAAAAUAUUAUAAAUAUGUAGCUUGUGCUUGUUCAUGAAAUUAGUUUGUGGAGUUGAAAUUAGAGCCAUGCAGAAGAAUCUUCAGUUGUGGAAUUAAUUUAAGUUUUGGUCCAUCAAGCUAAUUCCUCUCAAUUUACCCUCAUCAGGGGCUCAUGUUUUAUUUCUGAUUUUGUUUGUGUGAGUUAGAAAUGCUUGGAACAAAAUUAGGAUACAUUUAGGGCAUCUCUUUAUUCUUACUUUAUUUAACUUCACACAAGUAGAAUGGAAGUGUAUAUUUGAAAUUCACUGUACAAUUUGUAACUUAUUUGUAAAUUGUAAAUACUAGGAGAAACAAAUAUCACAGUAGAAUUCAGCUGUUUCUUAUUGUUGCUUUGUGGUUAUUAUCUUUUAAUUCAUGCCCCAAAGAGCCAUAUUUCACUUCUUUACCUACAGAAAUUUAUUUAUGUUUAAUUCCUAGCAAAUCAUUUACCAUCAUGAGACCCACGUUGUUAUCAGGUUAAUUUUAGUUACGCAAUUAAGUCUUCAUAAUAAUGUCCAGUUACUUGUUCUGUUUUUUGUUUGCAUCAAUAUAUAUUUAGUAUCUUCAUUGCUUCCUAACCUGCUUUUGGCCCUUCUUUCAUCUUCUUUUACAUUUAACGUUGUUUAUGCAUUCAUCCCCAGUCUGAGUCCUUCUUCUAUGAUGUGCUUUUAAACCGGAGCAGUAUCCUUAAAUCAUGGACUAGUCUUGUGUGACAGUUUUUACAAAGACCUUUAUGGGGUGGCUGGUUCAAAAGUAGACCCUAUCAAGGUAAUUGCAUUAGAGAAACAGAAGAUAAAGCAAUGUUGUGUAUAUAGUGGAGAAAGCCCUAAGUUAACGAAACCUACAAUCCAAGUCUUAACUCCUAGCAUUUACUGGCUGCGUAGCCUUGGACAGAAUCACUUAAUAUUUAUAAACCAAAAAAACCUGUUGCCGUCAAGUCGAUUCCAGCUCGUAGAUACCCUAUAGGACAGAGUAGAACUGCCCCAUAGGGUUCCCAAGGAGUGGCUGGUGGAUUUGAACUGCCAACUUUUUGGUUAGCAGCCGAUCUCUUAACCACUGUACCACCAGGGCUUCUAAUGUUUAUAGACCUCUAAAAAUCAAGUUUAGAUUUCUGUAUAGAAACAUGGAAAGAGUACUUUCCAACUUGUUUUAUAAAGCUAGUAUAACCUUGAUAUCAAAAAGUUGACAAGGACAGUCUAAAGCAGGAAAACCAUAAGCCAAUAUUACUCAUGAAAAUAGAUCCAAGAGUCCUGAAACAAAUGUUAGCAAAUAGAAUCCAACAGUGUAUAAAAAAGACCAAGUUAGGGUUAUAUCAGGAACACACGGUUAGUUUCACAAAAGAAAACCAACUAAUGGAAACUUUAGGAGGCAAAAUAAAGAGGACAGCGUAGGUUUGAGUCUUUCCAGAUCCACUCAUAAAAAGAGCAAAUAGGAUAGCAAAAGAAGAUAAUCCACUGACAACAUUUUCCCCAAAGCUAGUGACAAGAUAGCUCCAAAACUCAGAAUAUGAGUGGUUGGGGCCAAAUCACCACCAACAGCAAGAUUCACCCAAGACUAUUGGGCUUGUAGCAGCUGUGUGGAGAUAGCAGCGGGAAGAAAAGAAGGGAUUUUCAGGGUUCUAAGACCUCUAGGACACAGUAUUAACAACAAGUGCUCACCUAUGAGAGGAGAGAACCCCACUCAGAAUGGAAUCCUCAGCAAAAAGAUCUGAGAACAACAGCAAAGCUGGCAGAAGUCUCCUCAGGCACCUGUUUUGGAUGAAUGCAAUAAAGUCCACGAAAACUUAAUACUAAAGAGCCAUGGGAAGAUCAGACUUACUAGGACAGCUAAGCCCUCUAGGAUCUCAGAAAUACCCAGUAAGAACUACCUUCCAAUCUAGGACAGGGACCAAUCCUAAGGAGGGUGUGUGUGGUCAUUUUCAGUAAUAAAAGAGGAGGGAACCUGUAGACUACGAAGCUAGGAAAGCUACCUUUGCUCACCUUCCCCUUAAGGUCCUUCCUCCUUAAGUUCUGUUUCAUUUAAAUACAAACAAAAGAUUGUGACCAAACACCCUACAAAGAUAUUAGAAACGAGGAAAACGGAAAAUAAUGUACCAAUAAGAUCAUGAAUGCUUAUCGGAAAAUUAUGGCCACAAAGCAGAUGAAAACUAACCUGUUUUUAUAAAAGUAAGUCCAAAGACUUAGAAAACUACCGAAGUUGUGAAAGAGCAGCAUAUACUAUAAAUGGGCAUUAAAGCGACAAUCGGAUACCAUUACACCCCCACUCCAUUGGCAGAUUUUAAAAUUUUGAGUGUUAAAAAGAAGGAACACGUUGGAAAACAGUUCUCAGUAAAGUUGAACUGUGCAUACCCCAUAAUCCAGCAGUUCUACUCCUAGAUGUAAACUAUGGAGAAACUCUUUAAACGUUGUACCUGAAGACAUGUACCAUAAUAAUUAAAGUAAUACUGGUAAUUAAAAACCUGGAAAAAAAAAUCCAUUGGAAGCAAGGAUAAAUUGUGAUAAACCAUUUGAGAGGAGGGGGAAAAUUCUAUUAUGAGGAAGGUUCUGGCAAACUCUGAGAUGAAAGUUCUUUUCCACCAAUUCUUUUCACUAAUACAAACACAGAAGCAGAGGGAACAGGAACCUGGAGGAACUGGAAUAUUUUCUUCUAGGCAGAGACGAGCCGUAAGAAAGGAAACCUAAACACUAGUCUAACUUAGGCCAGAGUUCUACUGAGCUGCAAAGUCUUCAUCAGCCCCUUGGAAUCUGCUGGGCAUGAUUGGCACAUUGUUUUUCUAAAGAAAAAGAAAGAGUUACUUUGCUACUCCUGUUCAUCUAGUGGGAAAGGAGACUGGGAGCCCCUAAGAGUCAAAGCUAAUUUUAUUCAGUAGCAAAGAUGUACAUUUGGCUGCCAGGAACUUCCCCUUGGAACCGAAAUGGUAAUACUAAUUUGAAUA
This is a messenger RNA of Trichechus manatus latirostris (Florida manatee), 6272 nucleotides long. RefSeq names its product SET domain bifurcated histone lysine methyltransferase 2 (gene SETDB2). The transcript has 14 exons. Gene Ontology annotation, biological process: heterochromatin organization; negative regulation of gene expression. Bases 1216 to 3258 code for a protein of 680 amino acids. The record is from RefSeq and is a predicted model, not a curated record. Gene Ontology annotation, cellular component: nucleus. Lineage: Eukaryota; Metazoa; Chordata; Mammalia; Sirenia; Trichechidae. Gene Ontology annotation, molecular function: protein binding; zinc ion binding; DNA binding.